AUGCCCUCUUGGGCCCUCUUCAUGGUCACCUCCUGCCUCCUCUUGGUCCCUCCAAACCAGGCACAAGUCACCAACCAAGAUGUCUUCUUGCUGGCCUUGGGCACAGAGCCCCUGAACUGCUUCUCCCAAACAUUUGAGGACCUCACUUGCUUCUGGGAUGAGGAAGAGGCAGCACCCAGUGGGACAUACCAGCUGCUGUAUGCCUACCAAGGAGAGACGUCCCGUGCAUGUCCCCUGCAUUCCCAGAGGGUGCCCACCUUUGGAACCCGAUACGUGUGCCGGUUUCCAGCCCAGGAUGAAGUACGCCUCUUCAUUCCGCUGCAGCUCUGGCUGAAGAAUGUGGUCCUCAACCAAACUUUGACCCAGCGGGUGCUCUCUGUGGAUAGUGUAGGCCUGCCAGCUCCCCCCAGUAUCAUCAAGGCCAGGAGUGGAAGCCAACCAGGGGAACUUCAGAUCCACUGGAAGGCCCCUGCUCCUGAAAUCAGUGAUUUUCUGAGGCAUGAAGUCCGCUAUGGCCCCGCGGACCCCAGCAACUCCACUAGCCCCUCGGUCAUGCAGCUGCUCUCCACAGAAACCUGCUGCCCCACUCUGUGGAUGCUGAACCCAGUUCCUGCUCAUGACCGACCUCCAUGUGUUCGGCCUACAGUGUCCCAACAGUACGGACCCAUGAGGACCUCCCCAACUGGAGAAGCUCCAUCUCUGACAGUGAAGGGUGGAAGCUGCCUCAUCUCAGGGCUCCAGCCUGGCAAAUCCUACUGGCUCCAGCUACGCAGCCAACCAGAUGGGGUCUCCCUUCGUGGCUCCUGGGGUCCCUGGUCCCUUCCUGUGACUGUGGACCUUCCAGGAGAUGCAGUGGCAAUUGGACUUCAGUGUUUUACCUUGGAUCUAAAGAAGGUUAUCUGCCAGUGGCAGCAUCAGGACCACACUAGCUCCCAAGGCUUCUUCCACCACAGCAGGACACGGUGCUGCCCCACAGUCAGAGAUCCCACCUGGGAGAAAUGUGAAGCAGAAGAGGAAGCAGAGCCAUCACAGCCUGCGCUAUUCUCCCGCUGCCACUUCAAGCCACAAAAUGACAGUGUUAUUCACAUCCUUGUAGAGGUGACCACAGCCCAAGGUGACAUUCACAGCUACCUGGGCUCACCUUUCUGGAUCCACCAGGCUGUGCUCCUCCCUACCCCAAGCCUGCACUGGAGAGAGGUCUCCAGCGGGAGGCUGGAACUGCAGUGGCAGCACCAGACAUCCUGGGCAGCUCAAGAGACCUGCUACCAGCUCCGCUAUGCGGGAGAAGGCCACGAGGACUGGAAGGUGCUGGAGCCGUCCCUCGGGGCUCGGGGAGGGACCCUGGAGCUGCGUCCCCGAACUCGCUACAGCUUACAGCUGCGCGCCAGGCUCAACGGCCCCACCUACCAAGGCCCCUGGAGCGCCUGGUCUCCCCCAGCUAGGGUGGACACUGGCUCCGAGACCGCUUGGAUCUCCUUGGUGACUGCUCUGCUCCUGGUGCUGUGCCUCAGUGUCCUCCUGGGCCUGGGGCUGCUGAAGUGGCAGUUUCCUGCGCACUACAGAAGACUGAGGCAUGCUGUGUGGCCCUCCCUUCCAGACCUACAUCGGGUCCUAGGCCAGUACCUUAGAGACACUGCAGCCCUAAGUCCUCCUAAGACCACGGUUCCCGACACCUGUGAAGAAGUGGAGCCCAGCCUCCUGGAAAUCCUCCCUAAGUCCUCAGAGAGGACUCCUUUGCCAUUGUGCUCCUCCCAGCCCCAGAUGGACUACCGAGGGCUGCAACCUUGCCUGCGGACCAUACCCCUGUCUGUGUGUCCACCCGCGGCCGAGCCGGGAUCCUGCUGCACUACCCACAUUGCCAACCACUCCUACCUGCCACUCAGCUAUUGGCAGCAACCCUGA
Microtus oregoni (creeping vole) is the source of this 1902-nucleotide messenger RNA. It is a transcript of the gene Mpl, whose product is annotated as MPL proto-oncogene, thrombopoietin receptor. Gene Ontology annotation, cellular component: membrane; external side of plasma membrane. Gene Ontology annotation, molecular function: protein binding; cytokine receptor activity. Bases 1 to 1902 code for a protein of 633 amino acids. Gene Ontology annotation, biological process: hemopoiesis; positive regulation of cell population proliferation; cytokine-mediated signaling pathway. The transcript has 12 exons. Lineage: Eukaryota; Metazoa; Chordata; Mammalia; Rodentia; Cricetidae. The record is from RefSeq and is a predicted model, not a curated record.